Molecule: messenger RNA, 3388 nt
Organism: Ceutorhynchus assimilis (cabbage seed weevil)
Lineage: Eukaryota; Metazoa; Arthropoda; Insecta; Coleoptera; Curculionidae
Source: the annotation of a GenBank genome assembly
AUGAUAAAACGCGUAUUAUUCAUCUAUUUAUUUUUCAGUAGUUUUAGACAUUUGGACGCUGUAAAUCAUUGGAUAGUCACGCAAAGCGGUAAAAUACAGGCAUUUUUGGAAUCUCCAUUUGAUCUUCGCAAACCCGACGACCUCUUGGCCCUGCUGGACCAAGAAAGUCGCAAAAACAGCAUAAAUGACCUCUACGAAGAUCUUGUCUCUAGAAAAAACACUAUUGAAAAAAAAUGGAUCGACAUUGAAAAAAACUCUAAUGUAGGCUCGCGCGUAACUACCGAAGAUGUAGACUGUGUGGCUGCCGAUAAAUUAUUCUCGGAUUUAGAUUUGUAUAAUAACAUAGCUAUCAAUGGCACUGAACGAGGUAUUAGCAUUCCAGUACCAAAAAAAAUUAAUAUGGAUAAGUUUAAAGACACCGAAGAGCUUAAAGUACCUGUAUGUAUGCAACUAACAUCAGCCAAAUGGUCAGAAUCAUUUGUAAAUAAAACAAAUUUGAUUCUUAAACCAGAAGAAGCUCUAAAAAAAAACAUUUUUACCAAUGAAAUCCUUGGAACAUUUUGGUUAUUUCAUUGUCAAAUCUUUAAAAGAAAAUUCUACUUCCUGGGUACAUUAUAACUUAGCCUCAUUUUAUUGGAGAAUUAAAGGAGAAGGAGACAAAGCUAUAGAUUGCCUAAAGUUAGCUAUACAGUUUGUAACUGGUAAUUUCCAAGACAUUCCACUACAUAACUUAGCAGGAAUACUGCAUCAAUCACACCAUUCCAAAGAAGCCAUACAAAUACUAAACAGUGCUAUAAAAUUUGCUCCCGAAGAACCAAAGCAUUAUUUUGCAAUGGGCAACAUUUAUGCUGCAAUGAGGGACUUUAACAAUUCCAUUACAAACUAUGAAAAGUUUUUGGAAUUUGAACCACACAAUCGAGACGCUGCAAGUAAUAGGCACGCAGUUUUGUGUUAUCACAAAUUAGAAAUUGCACUCACAACAUUCCAAAAUGAUCUCCAAAAUAUUUUGUCAGAGUUGCACGAUUAUCACAGCAUUCAGCAACAAUGGCUUAGAUUGCAAGAACGUCUGAUGUGGGAAACUGCAUCAUUCGAUUAUCAAUAUGACCCUCUAAGUCCAGAUAUUUUGGAUUCGCCCAAAAAAGUACAAAGAUGUAUUAAAAAGACAAGUGGAGGCAAACCAGUGAUAUCCUGUGAUUUUUAUGAAAAAGCUUCAGAAGUAGAUAAACUUAACUUACACAGUCUAUUCCAAAUAGUCGAGAGUGAAAAACAAAAAUUAAGCGUAGCUCAUCUGUUUGAAGACUUUAAUUUCAAUAGGGCCAAGCUUAAAGAUGAACCCACUAAAAUUGGAUACCCGAAAUUUCCUACUAGCAUGUCUACAAAGGACAAUCAGUAUUUCGAUGUUACAGGAUGGCCUAAAAAGGAAGAAUGUUUAGAAUGGAAACUUCCAUUGGACGAUAGAGAUGAUUUAGACUUGCCAGUUUUUCUUCCUCCUGAAAAUAAAGGAUAUUUACUAAAAAAAUCUAUCACUGAGGAUCUGAAGUUAGCAGACGGUUCCCAACAUGAUUUACCAUGGUACCCACCCGUUUGCGAAGGGGAUAAUGUUAAUGGAGAAAAAUUUAUUCCCAUUACUGAAAAAUAUUUGUUAGAUACUGAGCUUAAGGCUACUACGCAUUUAAAAAAAGAAUUUUUGAGGUAUGUCAAUGAGGGAAACGCAGAUGAACACGAAAUUGGACAGAGGAUUGUUAGUGCUAUGGAAAAAAAAACUGCCCCCAAGUGGGUUUUGGCAACACUAGCAAGCCUAUACUGGCGUGUCAGAGGAAAUGUUCGAAAAACCCUAGACUGUCUGGAUAUGGCUUUCCAAAGCGCCCCAAAAGAUGACACUGACGUCGUUCUUGUAUCAUUAGGCUCAACAAGUUAUCUGUUAGGCUUAAAAGAACAAGCUUUAAAAUUUGCCACUCUAGCUUUCAAAAUAAACUACGUUGAACCAAGUACAAAUUUCCUUUUGGCCCUUUUGCAUUAUGAAAACAACAACCCUUUGUUGGCAAUUUAUUAUUUGAAAAACACCAUGCGAGUAGAUCCCAAGUUUUACGACGGCCUAGCAGAAAAACUUCUAAAAAUAUGGUCAUGCAGGAUCAAGUUAGGAGCAGGGCCAAGAUUUAUAAAACCUACAAUAGAAUCAAAAUUACAUUGUCCCCAAUCAGCCUCAUUCAAAGGCGAAGCCAUAGUUUGUGACGAAGACCGCACAAAUUGCAAAAAAGAAAAUAUGCAAUGCUUCAAAACGCAAAAACAAAUUGUCAUCGACUCGACAGGGGUGCGCACAUCUGAGAGCUACGAGCAAUGCAAGGACGAGGCUGUCCAAAGUUUGGGACAACAAAUAAUGGCUUCUCUAGUGGCCGCAGAGACCACUGACGAUGAAUAUUUUAUUAAGGGACGGGAACGUCUUAGAGAUGCUAAAGAUGGAUUUUAUUAUCCGCACAUUCAUCAUCAUGUCCAUAUGGGACUAUCUCUGGGAGCUGAACAUUUUCUGAAGGAGUAUAAUAAAGUUGGAGAUUUUUAUGUUUCGCUGGAUAUUAACGAGAGCCCAGAUCAAGAGCAGAGGCUCCACAUUUAUGACAAAUAUGGGACCUAUACUUUGUCAAAUAGUGUUUGUGAAUAUGGAAACCCAAUGGUUCCUUUCAAGUAUUCAGAAUUGUGGGAUUUCAUAGAAGAAAACAUGAUCGAUGUCAGUUCCUACAUCAAACACACUAAGACAAAAACCUCUAAGGAAUCUCCCAAACCGAAUUGUAUGCAAGUAUUAAAUCCGCACAUGCCGUAUGGUUUAAAUGAACUCACUCUUAAAGUUCUGGCUUUGAAAUUGCCCAAUUCCUACGACAAAGAUUUGACUGAGCUGUUGCAGUUGGUUUGUGGCAAUCGAAAGUUGAACACGCGCGAACUUGGAGCUAAAAUUGCCAAGGCUUUGGCACUGGAUGAAACUAAUUGGCAACUUUUGAUGGCCUCUGCAAUAUAUUGGAUAGUUUAUGGCAACACUGAACAGGCUGCUGUAUGUAUCAGAGGGGCCAUAACUAAAGUUUCUCCAGCUGAAUUAGACAUUCCUUUAAUGUUUUUAAGUCAUUUAUUGGGAAAUGUUGGUUUGCCAGAAGAAGCUAUUAAACUUGCCCAUUUGGCUCUGAGUCAAAAUCCUACAAAUUUGUGGAACCAUUUUAAAGUAGCAGAGAAUUAUAUCAAGUUGGGUAAAUUUGAAGAAGCAGUACCUUACCUAAGGGCUAGUUUACUGAUAGAUGACAAAUUUGACCCGGCUAGAACAAGACUGAAGGAGGUACUGUGCAAGUUGUUGUUCGAGGACGGUUACAAUCAGGGCCGAGUCGCUGCUAAAAUUGUUGACAAUUGA